ACAUAAAACAAGGUGAACCAUCGCUAUCCGUGGAAACGUGUCUUUUUUUUCUUUAACCUUCAGUGAAUGAAAUAAUGUGGGAGGUGGUGAACAUUGCUGGAACUAUGAAUUGGUGGAUACCUUCUGACAGUUUUAAAUCAUCGUAAAGAUCUUAACCAAAUGGUUGAAUUGACGUACUCCGCGGAAAAUCAAGAGAGAACAAUCAAAGAGGACGAGGUGGGAGGCAGUACGGUGGUAGCCGAGGGUGUAGUAGGCGGCAUAAAGGGCCCAGGCGGCGGGUGCCGCGCAUCCUCGAUGACGAUGGCCGAGAGCGCCGUGGAGGACGCUGCAGCCGCGCCCCCGGGUCCGGCCAAGCCGCCACCGCCCUCCUGUACCAACAAUAACACCCUAGCGGCGACGGCGAACCGGAACCACCGGAACCUUCGCAGACGGAAGAGGUUGGACCAGGUGUUGGACAUCCUGCAACACCGUAGCUCACCUUCCGAGGGCGAGGUAUUGAGAUUCGAGGGCAGUGGACCAGCCUCCGAGGAAGAAGAGGACGUGUUCGGUUCUCCAAGGUCGUCCUCGAGAUCCGCCGCUGAUCCACCGUCGGGCAUCAGUCUUCUUCCCCUGAGGCUGAAGAGCGAGGAGCCGGUGACGCCCAGCGAGGAAGAGGCUAACGCGAACACGAACUCGAACGCGAACGAGGGGAACGGCGAUCAGCAACAGCAGAAUCAUCAUUCUCAUUAUCCGCACCAUCCCUCGCAUCAUCAUCGUCAUCGGCACAGGCAUCAUCAGAGGAACAACGCGAAUCACCUGUACGAUCAUCUCCAUCCGCCUCAUCAGAGAUCGUCGGCGCCCAAGUACGCGGGAUGCACUUGCGUCCAAUGCGCACAGUCCGCCACCCCGCCGAUGAUGUUGCCCUCUCCGACUUCUCCCUUGACACCCCUAACGCCUCUCACUCCUCUCACUCCUCUAACAUUGCCACCGUUGACGCCCGUAUCUCUGUCGUCGUACAGUUUCGAGCACUACAUGCACACCAAGUACCUGCCGGACAUCUUCCGAGGACGUAGCCACUCGGAUUCGGACCUGGUGCCGGGAUGGGACCAGAAACCUCCGUUGUCCAGCUCGUCGAUGUUCCUGAACCAGCCGAUGAGAAGCGGCUCGAUCGAGAGCGACGCGACGAGUCCGCAGGAGUCGCCGUUGGACCUUUCGAUGAAGAACCUGAUGGCGUCGGCCGCGGCGGCCGCUGCUUUCGGUAGACCACCGGCUCUUCAACUCUUACCACCGGGUAUCGUGUCGAGGGGCUCGGUUAGCGUGCCGGUGGUGAAGGGCGACGUGGCAUCGCCUACCACCAAGGAGAGCGUCGCCGUCAGAUACAACCUCGAAGUUUCGCCGGUGGUUGAAGAGAUGCCACCUGGCGCGGACGUCGCGUACGUUUGUCCGGUCUGCGGUCAGAUGUUCAGCCUUCACGAUAGAUUGGCGAAGCACAUGGCGUCGAGGCAUCGCAGACAGGGUCCUCAGGACGCGUCCGCGAAGGCGUACCUCUGCGACGUUUGCAAGAGGAGCUUCGCCAGGUCGGACAUGCUCACCAGACACAUGAGGUUGCACACGGGCGUAAAGCCGUACACGUGUAAGGUUUGCGGCCAGGUAUUCAGCAGGUCGGAUCACCUGAGCACUCAUCAGAGAACGCACACGGGCGAGAAACCGUACAAGUGCCCGCAGUGCGCGUACGCCGCUUGCCGUCGAGACAUGAUCACCAGGCACUUGAGGACCCACGCCAGAUUUCCCGACGUUCAGACGCCUAAGAGCGAACCUGGCCUCCUUGCCGGCGAGGAUAGCCCGAUGUUCACCCAGGAGAUGGCCUCUCCAUCGGCCACCAUCAAGGCCGAAUGACGACGGCCAGGUGGAUGAGCAGCCGAUUCAGCCGGAUAUCGAGCGGCAACUCGUACCACUUCGACGGGGUCUCGCAGACGACGAUGACAGCGACGAGGAUCGAGGAGGGCGACGGUGGUAGGCAAGACUUGUCUCGUUCGAAUUGGACCAAACUUUUGCGAGAGCUUACGAUCCCCUUAGAGUUAGGAAAAUUUAUUCAUUACCGUGGAAAUUCGGUAUUUUCUUGAAAUUUAUCUUGCGUAUCGAAGUCGAAGACUUUCAACAGUAUUACCGUACUCCAUCGUCUUCCCCUUGUUGCUUCUCCCGAACGAUCUGCGUCUUCUUUCUUGCCCUUCGAAGAUCGUUCCAACAAUGUUCGCCGUUUCGCGCCUGAUCUUUUCGCAUUUUCUUUUAUUUUCAUCGAAUCUCUGUCAAAAAUAUUGUUUCUGUUUCCUUAGAAAACUUUUCGGCGCAAACUGCGAUCAUCGUUAAACGUUGCCUACUCUCCGUCAAUAGAUAUUUCUACAUUUCGAACGCGAACGAAUUGCAUAUCCUUCAAAGUGCGGCAUCGCACCGCCCGAAAUUAUCUUCCCUUCAAACGUUCCGUCGCUUUGCAAAACGCUUGACGAAGAAAUGAUGAGGAAAACUUGUGCCAAAUUUUCACGGUCGGGCCGUAAUUUAGGUCGCGAUCGGAAAGAAAUUGCAUAUCGAUAGAGUAGAGCGCGAAGCAGAGAUCGUUGGCGGCAGUUUUGUCCUUCUUUCGUUAAUUCUGGGAGAAAAAGACUUCGGUUUUCGAAGAAAAUAAAUUUGUUUGUCGCCAGCAAUCUUGAAAGCUGUUCGUCGGGGAAAACGAAAUCAUCGAUACGCUCAAUGUUUCAUCGCGCUGUUCUCGAAAUCGUUGUUUCGACGUUAAAACGAUCUACCGAGCGCGUGAUCGGUAAAGUUAAUUGUUAUAAGAAAUUUUUGCACAGGAGAGAAUAAUUGUUUGUUUUAUUGUACGUUGCGAUAUUUCUCUCGACAGCGUCCUGUUGUAUAUUUAUCGAAACCCGUUUGUUGCUCGCGAAUCGAAGAGAGGUGUCGAAGAGAUCCUAGAAAGGAACCUCUGGAGGAGAUUGAAGCUCAAGCCACGAAACAGACGCGACGAGAUUUUCCUCGCUAGAAGAGGAACGAGAAAAACGUAUGAGAUAUGUGAAAAUGAAACGAACGUAAAACCGUACCUGCAGAAAGAAAGAAACUUAAAGCAUAAUAAAAAAAAAAGCGUCUACACGUAACGUUAAUUAGUGGGUAAUGUUAUUAAUAUUAUUAUUGCGUUUUAAUUAUUAUUAUUAAUAUCGAUACUAUGAUUAUUAAUAUUAUUCUCAUUGUAAAAUGUCGGCGUGAGAUUGUUACUAAGCGUGUGCAAGGAACAAAGAUAGAAAGAUAUUUUUUAUACACCGUCGAAAAGACUUGAAGGAGAAUAAAACACCGAACCGAACGAGAUAAUAACGAUUGUUGAAUCGUUGUUUCGCGAUUCCGUUCAGAAACAAUUUCGGCAACUCGCAAAUACUCACUGUUUCACAAAACGAUCGGUCCAAGUAGCUGUAUUCUUUCCAUGGACAUUUUGUCGACUGAUAUUCGAAUCAUUUCUAGCGUACGAUAACCGCUCGAUAAUUCGCGUUUAGGGCUCCGGAGGUGGAAACGAGAAAUUAACGAGGGGCUACUCUGUAAAAUUUUGUUUAAUCCCUAUGGGAAAUAGAAACUCUCGUCGACAAAGUGUCGGGAGUUGCGAUUUUCGUGUCUGACGAAGAGAGCACGCGCGGUGUCAGUCGCUUCAACCUUGCUCAACCUCGACCGUUUGCCUUUUUCCUUGCCAUAACUCGGCCACUGUCCAGUCUGUCUCCCGUUCCGUGGUCACGGUGAAACGGACAAUGACUAAUAUCGCGAGUCACGGCCCGUUGUUAAACGCACAAGCUCUCGAACGGGUGUCACCGUAAGUACGUAUGCGUAAAAAAAUAAAUAAAAGGUGUGCGCGUGUGUAUGUGCGUGCAAUCGACGCGUGCACGCACAGGUAACGUAUAACUGUAUUUUUAUAUACCGAGGUUUUUUUCUAAUUAGUCUACCGUUUCGAAGGAAGGGGAACGGAACGAGUAAUUAGCCAUUAAGGGGAAACUGUCGCUCUCUGCUUGCCAUUUUAAACUUGCCUCUGUCGAUCGUACGAUUACUCGGAAUGAAGGCGGCUUUGUCGGAGGGACAAAAAGGAUACACGAAGGAGAGGCCUCGAGACGGAUCUCGAAAUUUCGUGAAACCGUACGUCUCGCGACCCCGGGUACCUCGAUUUCGUGGGAAGUUUUGUUUAAGGUGGCGCGUAGCUACUCAAGAUUCCUUAAAACGUCGUUAAAAAUAAUUGUUCCAAUUUCUUUUUCUCUGUUCUCUGUUUCGGUUUGCUAGAAUCGUAGGAGCGAAUCUUGUUGGCUCCAAACAACAUUUGUUCACGUUUGUAAGUUUGUCGAGAUUUAGAUUAUCGUUGCAUCGGUACCGUCCGGCUCGACGCCGUCUUUCGUGUGGAUUCAGCCUUAGAAACGAGCCCUUUUUCAAGUGAAAACACGAAAGUAAAGGGUUAAAAGAUAUCUUGUGUAAAAAGCGCGUUCGUAGGUAAACGAUCGCCGUGCCAGACAACCUGCUCUUGUAAUUAUUAACACUCAUUUAGCCAUUCGUACGAUUAUAAUUAUUUCUAUGAUUAUUACAAUUAUUAAUUAUUAUUAUUAAUUAUUAUGCCUAGUUACGUUGUUAAGUGAUUAAUCAUGUUUAAUGCUUCUAUUAUUUAUUUUGUUAUCCUAUUCGCAAGUCAAGCUUCCUAUUUUUCCUUCUUUUCUUUACAUUCUUCGAUCCCUCUGUUCCCUUGUUCCUCGUUUCAUCGAAAAUACCGUUCCGUUUCAUCGUACGAUGAUCAGGGCGAAGAAGAACGCUCCAUCGCGCGAGUUCUUCGUGGAACGCACGCGUCUGCAUUUAUAAAACAAUCGUUUCGUUUCCUUUUCUUUUCUGGCAGUUUGUUUUCCAUGCUGCGAUCGAAUCUCGAGCUUCUUCUCCGCCCUAUUCCCGUCAUUUUCUUCUCCGGCGAAUGUACGAAUAAAGAAAAAUUUAAAAAAAAAGAAAGAACGAAGAGGGAAGAAAACGCGACGAACGAUGAAAAGGGUGGUUUGCGGACGAUUUUUGAAAUCCUGCGACAAUUCUGUUUAUGUUCUUUUUUUCUUUCUCUCUUUUUUUUUGUAUAACGACGAACAAGCAAAGAAGAAGCGAAAAAAAAAACGCUCACAGGGGUUACUGUAAAUUAUUGACGACGACGACGAUUGUGUAUGUUAAUUUAUAAAUUAUGUUGUGUUUACGAAUCGUGCCAGAAUGGAAAAAAAAUAUAAUUUUUCAACGAA
This is a messenger RNA of Osmia bicornis bicornis, 5258 nucleotides long. RefSeq names its product protein glass-like (gene klu). Lineage: Eukaryota; Metazoa; Arthropoda; Insecta; Hymenoptera; Megachilidae. The transcript has 2 exons. Gene Ontology annotation, biological process: regulation of transcription by RNA polymerase II. The record is from RefSeq and is a predicted model, not a curated record. Gene Ontology annotation, molecular function: RNA polymerase II cis-regulatory region sequence-specific DNA binding; DNA-binding transcription factor activity. The coding region runs from base 160 to 1875 and encodes 571 amino acids.